AUGAAUCAGACAUUUGAGCAGCAUAAAGAACUUGAAAUUGGAAUCAGCUCAUCCAUGGAUGUCAAAUCAAUCUUGUUCUUCUCGUAUUUUGUCACUAAUGAUGGCAACUUUGUGACUUUAUCGACUUUUGAGUUAUUUAAAAAAGAUUGUCGGACUCCGAGCCUUGAAAUUGUCAACAAGUUUGACAAAAGUUCAUCAAAAUGGAGGAAAAAGUUGGAAUUUUAUGAUAAAUUUAUGGAUUAUUAUGGAUGUGAGCUGGUCAUGCUCCUGCCAAUUUAUUCUAAAGAGUUUCCUUACCAUUAUGGAUAUGCUGUGGUCAACAAUUACCAAACAGACUUUAGAACUUAUGGAUUGACUCCAGAACUGUUUAGAAUUGCAGGUUCAACGUUCAAUUUUAGAGCUGCAUAUCAGCCAGCUUUGAUUGAUAAUCCAAAUUACAUGAUUGGCUAUGAAAGUCACCAGAUUUAUAAAUAUCCAAUAAACAAGACAGUGAAGACAACAAAUGUACUUUUUGAUGUCCUGGAUCUUGAAAAUUACAACAUGCUUAAAAUUAAAGUUUCUCAAAUUUUCAUGUCCUGGAACAGUGAGUUUGUGUCAACGCCUGUUGAGGAUUAUUCGCCAUUUGAGAAGUUUUUGAUGCUGUUUGAUGAAUUAACCUGGAUUUUACUGACUUUUGAAAUAUUGUGCAUGUUUUUAGCUGUUUUGGCUGCUCAUCAACUUGUUAAAAGACUAUUCACAUCUUUAAAUACUUCUUGGAAAUUUUUUGGAUAUUUUCGCUUUGUUUUAACAUUUUUUGCAUCCUUUUUCCUCAUUUUUGGGAUAUUUUUUCAAGGAAAAUCAUUUGAAUUAUUGUCUGCUGAGCCUAGACGACCAACACCAAAAACUAUUCAGGAUUUAAUAGACCAAAACUACACAAUGCUAGACUGGGGUAAAUCAGAACUUCAAACUUUAGUAGAAGAAGAAGCUGAUGAAUGGCCUCGUUUGGAACGUCGUGAUGGAGAGGAAAUUAUUGAAAUUUACAAAACACAAUCGCAAAACUCGUCCGCUAAGAUAUGCUUGUUUUUCGAUAGUAUUUUAGUUCCGUUUACUUUUUGGAAUCGUGAAAUAUUCUCGGAAUGGAAUCGAAUUAAUGACAGAACAAUUAAUUUUAAUUUUCAAGGCAUUGCAACUUAUGGUCUGGCAUUUUGUUCUGAAAUGAUACAAAAGACGGCAGUUGGAAUGUUUGAGGCUGGAAUAAUGAAGUAUUUGAUCGACACUCGAGUUUUUGUGGUUAAGAAUCAGCAAAGAAAAUUGAGUCGAGCAGAUUUUCUGAAUUUUUCUGAUUUUUCUGUCUAUUUUGCAUUAUAUUUUGGCCUCUGUGGAUUCUCCUUGAUUUCUUUGACUGUGGAAAUAUUUUUAAAUUCAAAUGCUUUUAGAAAUAUUUUAAAAUUUAUUUACGAUCCGAAAACAAAAGCGCCAAAAUUCAGAUUUGCUAAAAUUCAUCAUGUGGAAAAUUGCAAAAUUGUUGAAAAACAAAAAGUAAAAAAGAACUUGGACUUGAAAUUCAGAUUAAAAGGACAAAAUAUUGCAGAUGUGGAGACAGUUGUCAGAUGUGGCUCAGCAAUUAAGUUUGAGGAGGACAUAGGAUUGCUUGUAGAAGAUAUCGAAUUGAAAAAUGAUCUUCAAUUAGAAAAAUUUGGAAUUUAA
This is a messenger RNA of Chironomus riparius, 1686 nucleotides long. NCBI's taxonomy places the organism in Eukaryota, Metazoa, Arthropoda, Insecta, Diptera, Chironomidae. The record is from the annotation of a GenBank genome assembly.